This is a messenger RNA of Acanthaster planci (crown-of-thorns starfish), 2363 nucleotides long. It is a transcript of the gene tmx2, whose product is annotated as thioredoxin related transmembrane protein 2. Gene Ontology annotation, cellular component: membrane-bounded organelle. NCBI's taxonomy places the organism in Eukaryota, Metazoa, Echinodermata, Asteroidea, Valvatida, Acanthasteridae. Gene Ontology annotation, molecular function: disulfide oxidoreductase activity. The record is from RefSeq and is a predicted model, not a curated record.
CGAACCGUACCUGUGAUCAGCAUUCAAUAGCAGACGAUACUUUUGUGUGUGUAUGUUUUUGUUCAGUUAGAAAAUCAUGUUCGGAAAGAUGUUCGUAGGAGAUCUCAGUUAUUACUGCAGCGCGUUUCAUUUGUUAAAUGGGUUGCUGUCAAUAUCAUUUUUGGUUUUGAGGCUGUUUCGACCGUUCUGUAGUACGCUGUUCGCCAAUGCAGACACGCCAUGCGGACUUGACUGGAAUGAAACCAACGUCUUGUUUUUCCUUGGAUGUAUCCUGGUGGUCAAGAACCGGAAGCUGCCAUCGUUUCGAGAGUACCUUGCGAAGAUGUUCAUGUUUGGAAAAGUGGCCAAUGCUGUGCUCUUUUUCUAUGCAGACUUCAGAUAUGCAAUUCUGUAUGUCGUUCUGGCACUAGUUGUGCUGAUUGUCUUUCCAGAACCAAUCUACUGUGGCCGUCAAAAUGUCACAUAUUUCAACAGCAGUACAUUAGAAGAAGAACUAACUUCAUCCCCCAGAGUAACAUGGCUCAUUGAAUUCUACACACCGUGGUCAGGUAGAUGUCAGAGAUUUGCACCAGUCUUUGCUGACCUGUCACUGAGCUACUCUCACAAUCACCUGAAGUUUGGUAAAAUUGACGUAGGCAGAUACACAGAUGUAGCCAAAAAGUACAAAGUGGACGUGUCGUCGUUAUCACAGCAACUACCCACAUUGGUGCUAUUUGAGGGAGGGAAGGAGACACUGAGAAAACCGGGCAGAAACAGCAAGGGAGCAACUGUCAAACAUCAUUUCACGAAGGAAAACAUCAUUAGUGAUUACAACUUGGAGACCCUUUAUCAAACCACCAAGAGCAAAGCACAGAAAAAGGCUGACAAGGCAGAAAUGUCCAGUGAUAAAAAGACCAACUGAACUCCCUAGAUAACUGCAUGCAAUAGUAAGUAAUUCCAUUGUGAAACUUAAAAUUUUGUUUCAUGGAAAGAGUGAAGUGGGACAGGCGAAAAAAAAUUAUUGUUACAGGAAAAAAGCUUUUUAAAAAAGGUAUUUUUGCCAUAGUAGUUCCCUUGUUGAUAGUUAUGAUUAGAGUUUAAAGAUUUGUAUAAAAAAAACCCAAAAAUUGCAGACACUGUUAAACGUAAAUUUACAUGAAAUAUAACUUUGUGGCAGUUGAGAACUCUUUAUUAGGAUCUAUGCUCUGCCGUCAUCUCAGUUCAGUCACCCCUUUUUAGUGAUUGGUCCCAUGUUUGUGUAAAGUUGUAAUUGGUGCUUGUUUACAAAGGUGUUCACACAACAAGUGGUAGAAUGCCCAUUGCUCAUCGUUAUUAAAAUGCAAGGUACUUAUAGAGCCUUUCUCAGGGCAAGGUUUUGAUCCUGGCUUUGUAUAGAGUUUCAUCAUUGCCCGUAGCUCAACUGCUAUGCAUGAUGUGAUUGUACCGUUUGGAUGAUGGUACAUCUGGAGUGUGCAUUCCGACUGCAGACAACCUAUCCAAUAUCAAUAAGUACCGUAGAAAAAGUUUGAGAUUUUGAAAUCUGUUUUAGUACAUGUCUUGGUAUAGAGCAUUCAAAUUUAUCGUGAUUAAGAAUUUCUACGCCAUUUACAACAUUGUUCUACGUGAACACUGAGAGAAGUGUUGUCUUUUCUGGGGCCAGCCAUUCUGCCGAGGCCAGGGGUACGGAGGAGUGUACGGAGCUGCAUUGCCAAGAGUACUGCUUAUCAAAUUUUAUUUGCUAAGCAAAAAAAACCCCGCUUGUAUUCUUGUGCUGAGCACAUUUUUGUACUCGGCAGUUUCAAGAAGUUUGGUUGUUUGGGCAACAGAAGCUGUGGCUUGGCCCAUGCACCCUCUAGUGUUGCCGUUACCUCUACACUGUUAAUUUGUUGUUACUGUAGUCACCUGAAUUCCAUGCCACUAUGGGCAAGUCAGUACAUGCACAUGCUUGUCUUUUGUAUUUCUAAUACAAUCAAAUGUUCUGUGACUGACCGGUCAGUUAUCUUUAUGGGUUAUCAACUGGGUUUAAACUUUUGUUGUUCGCAUAAUCUUAUCGUUUUUGCAGUCAGUUAACAAUUCUGAAAUGUGCCCAUUUCAAAUCCCACUUUUUGUAAAAUUAAAAUUCAAAAAUAGAGAGGUUAAUGGAUUUUUUUUUUAAGAUUUUGUCAGCUUUCUGUGUCAGCUGAUAAAUUGCUAGUCAAAAUGCUUAAAAACAGCGGUUACAGAAUGCAGAAAAUCCAGACUGCUGGCAAGAUAACCUAACCCACGAUUAUACUGUAUGAUACAUUCUCCGUUCUAAAUUAUUUCAGUUGUUAUAUAUGUAGCUUUUACAAAGUAAAAUGAAGUAAUGUAAAAUAAAUUUGAUUACAAAUGAAACAUUGAGAGUA